AUGCUGCAGAUCGGGGAGGACGUGGACUAUCUGCUCAUCCCCCGGGAGGUCAGGCUGGCGGGAGGCGUGUGGAGGGUCAUCUCCAAGCCUGCCACCAAGGAGGCGGAAUUUCGCGAGCGGCUGACCCAGUUUCUGGAGGAAGAAGGCCGCACACUGGAGGACGUGGCCCGCAUCAUUGAGAAGAGCACCCCACACCCGCCCCAGCCCCCCAAAAAGCCCAAGGAGCCCCAGGUGAGGAGGAGAGUCCAGCAGAUGGUGACCCCUCCCCCGCGGCUGGUCGUGGGCACCUAUGACAGCAGCAACGCCAGCGACAGCGAGUUCAGUGACUUCGAGACCUCCAGAGACAAGGGUGACAAGGGUCACAAAGGCGCGGGGCGCAGCAGGAAGGUGCGCAAAAUGCCAGUCAGUUACCUGGGCAGCAAAUUUCUGGGGAGCGACCUGGAGAGCGAGGACGAUGAAGAGCUGGUGGAGGCCUUCCUGCAGCGAGGGGAGAAGAAGCCCAGCGCGCCACCUGCCCGCCGCCGCGUGAACCUGCCCGUGCCCAUGUUUGAGGACAACCCCAGGCCGCAGCUGUCCAAGGCGGACAGGUGGCGAGAGUAUGUCAGCCAGGUGUCCUGGGGCAAGCUGAAGCGGAGGGUGAAGGGUUGGGCGCCCAGGUCCAGCCCCGAGGGGAGCGAGGCCCAGCAGGCCUCUCCCAGGCUAGAGAGAGUUGGGGCAUCAGGGCCGGGCAGAGCCAGCCGGGGGCAUAAUGUGGGCAACACAGAAGAUGGGCAGGGGCCCGAGACACCCCCAAGACGAUGGAAGCCCAAAAUCAAAUGGGCCUCUUUUCGCCGCCGCAGGAGGGAGGAAGCAGCAUCCACAGAUCAGGGGACAAGGGCUGCAGGUGAUCAGAGGGCAGAGGCUGCAGAUGAUCAGAGGGUAGAGGCUGUAGAUGAUCAGAGAGCUGAGGCUGCAGAUGAUCAGAGGGCAGAGGCUGCAGAUGAUCAGGGGGCUGAGGCUGCAGAUGAUCAGGGGGCUGAGGCUGCAGAUGAUCAGGGAGCUGAGGCUGCAGAUGAUCAGGGAGCUGAGGCUGCAGAUAAUCAGAGGGUAGAGGCUAUAGAUAAUCAGAGGGCAGAGGCCAUACCUGUCCAGGGGGCAGAGGUUGAGGAUAAUCCAGGGGCAGAAGCCAUAGCUGUCCAGAGGGCAGAAGCUGCAAAUAAUCAGAGGGAAGGGGCUGCAGAUAAUCAAAGGGCAGAGGCCCCAGUUGUCCAGGAGGCAGAGGCUGCAUCUGAUGGGGCAGAAGCCAUAGCUGACCAGAGGGCAGAAGCUGUACAGAACCAAAGGGCAGAAGCCCCAGCUGCCCGGGGGGCCAUAGGGACAACCCAAGGAGCUAAGGCCCGGAAACAAGUCAAGACAGUGAGGUUCCAGACCCCUGGACGUUUUUCGUGGUUUCGCAAGCACCGGAGAGCCUUCUGGCACACUCCUCGGUUGCCAACCCUGCCCAAGAGAGUCCCCAGGGCAGGCGAGGCCAGGAGCCUUAGGGUGUUGAGGGCAGAGGCCAGAGCAGAAGCAGAGCAGGGAGAACGAGAAGACCAGCUGUGAGGUGAGGGCAGGGGCUCCCUGGAGCUCACUGCCACCUGCCAUGCUGUCACCACCCAGGGCGCGGCCUCCCCCUCCCGAGCUGGGAUGGAGAUGCCCUUCCUGUGGCCAUACUUGAAAAUGGAGCUGGACAAGCGCCGGGCAGCGGGCCUCCCAUCUCCACCCAACACCCCUCUCUGUCUUGUUAAAAGUUUAUCUUUCAUGCAUUGAUUUUUUUUAAAAACAGACUCUUUCUAGUCACCCAAGGAACGUAAAGAAAGCCGUACAAAGGGGUUGCAUCACUCAUGAUUUUAACUUCUCCAGUGCAACUCUAGGUGCUCAGCUUGAAGGGGGGGGAAGUGGUGGAGAAAUUCUCUCCCCUCCCCUCUCCCUUUCUCUUCUUUUCUACUGCCCACUUAACAUUGGCUGCCUCCUUGA
This is a messenger RNA of Odobenus rosmarus divergens (Pacific walrus), 1995 nucleotides long. RefSeq names its product coiled-coil domain containing 8 (gene CCDC8). Bases 1 to 1581 code for a protein of 526 amino acids. The record is from RefSeq and is a predicted model, not a curated record. The transcript has a single exon. Gene Ontology annotation, biological process: microtubule cytoskeleton organization; regulation of mitotic nuclear division. Lineage: Eukaryota; Metazoa; Chordata; Mammalia; Carnivora; Odobenidae. Gene Ontology annotation, cellular component: 3M complex.